GGUUGAUCCGCCGCAGUCUUCACAAGCUGAGGCUAAACACUGCAACGAAUCUCACACUUGCUUCCCAACACCAUGGGUGCAUCAGCGUCGAAACCCGUGAAGUCCGCAGCGGCGGCAGCUUCACGGCGUCAAUAUCCCAAACAGCCCACGACAUCCACUUCCAGACCUCCCACCUCCACACCCGCAUCAGCACCGCGAGCGCCACAACCACAACCGCAACCACAACCCAGGCUUCACGAGCAGCCGCAGCGCAGUCCUCGCCCCAGCCCACAACCCAGCUCCUCGAGACCUGCAACAUACUACCCCAAAAACCAAGAGCAAGCGUCCCUCGAGAAAUCAAGCGCAAUCGACAUCGACGGCCGCGACCCCGACUUCGCCGCCUCCCUCCGCAGCAUCGGCCCCGUCACCCCGAACCCAACCUUCUCUCCCUCGAGCACCUUCAACCCCGCGCAGCGAUCCUUCGGGGGGCCAGGCGCCCCGACGACCGCCUUCGCGCCCGCCCCGAACCCAGCCCUGUUGACCGUCACGGCGCGGCAACGGAUCACCCAGGCGGCGGAGGAAGAAGUGGACAACCUGGGAAGGCCGGACUUUGUCGGACGAGAGUAUCUGGAUGCGUUGACGAUCCGGCAGGUGUUGGCCAUGCGGGAUCGGCAGGGUCUGCCGGCGAGGGAGAUUGAGCGGGUGAUGCGGUUGAAAAGUGGGGUGGUAAAGCGGUUGGGGGCUAAGGGGGUGGUGGGGGAUCUUGGUUAAGAUAGCAGCCAGGAUGGGUUCGAUUGCUGUCUUGUCAGGCGGUUGCGGUUUGUCUUCUGAGGUGUUUUUCCUUAGGGGGAGGACUGUGCAUGAUGGGGCUACGGUAGUGGUGUGAUGGUUUGGGGACUUGAACUGUAAGAUAACAAUCUAAUGCUUUUCUAUCAUCCAGGAAUGGUAGAUAUGCAUUACCAUAGCUCUAUUAGUCGAGUGUGUGAAGAGCACUGACAACAUCACUUGUACAAUACUUUUUUCUAUAUGAAGAUACUCCAGGUGGAGGGUGCUUUGGCGGGAUGUCAUGUACCGUGAUCUGGGAGGACGCAAGACAAAAGUCACCUGCCGACUGAGACAUCAUCGCCUGUCUUCCUCCCGUCAGCAGCAACUUCCACCUCAACCUCGUUCAUCACCUUACUCGC
Messenger RNA from Aspergillus aculeatus ATCC 16872, 1163 nucleotides. RefSeq lists its product as uncharacterized. The transcript has 2 exons. The record is from RefSeq and is a predicted model, not a curated record. The coding region runs from base 73 to 750 and encodes 225 amino acids. NCBI's taxonomy places the organism in Eukaryota, Fungi, Ascomycota, Eurotiomycetes, Eurotiales, Aspergillaceae.